Messenger RNA from Helianthus annuus (common sunflower), 975 nucleotides. Its product is annotated as metalloendoproteinase 1. Bases 1 to 936 code for a protein of 311 amino acids. Lineage: Eukaryota; Viridiplantae; Streptophyta; Magnoliopsida; Asterales; Asteraceae. The record is from RefSeq and is a predicted model, not a curated record. Gene Ontology annotation, cellular component: extracellular matrix. Gene Ontology annotation, biological process: collagen catabolic process; proteolysis; extracellular matrix organization. Gene Ontology annotation, molecular function: zinc ion binding; metalloendopeptidase activity. The transcript has 2 exons.
AUGUACAAAAUCAGUUUUCCUUUUGUAUUGGUUUUCUUUCUGUUUUUGUUUGUUCUACCUGCCUUUUCUCAUUUCCAGUACCCUCAUUUACAACCAAAUGAGUUACCGAAUAAUAGCACAAAUCAGUCACCUUUCGCCUUUCUAAAAAACAUACAAGGGUGUCGUAAGGGUGAGAAGGUUAAAGGCCUACGUGACCUUAAACUCUAUCUUAGUCAUUUUGGAUACCUAAACUACCAAAACAACCCUAAUGUGACGAAUCCUAAAGAAGAUAGUUUUGAUGAGGAGCUUGAGGCGGCCAUCAAAGCGUACCAAGUCUAUUUCCAUCUCAAUGCCACUGGAACAACGCUUGAUGCACCAACAGUGUCCACAAUGGCCACGCCUCGUUGUGGUUUUCCUGAUAAGAAAACUCAUCAACAUGGUAAUAAAACUUUACAUACAGUCUCUCAUUAUCAAUUCCUUCAAGGUAGACCUAAAUGGCCCAAGGGAAAAAGGCAUCUAACUUACGCUUUUGGAUCACUUUUCCCUACCCGAUUUAUGCCUCCUGUUGCACGAGCUUUUAGAAAAUGGGCUACCGCUUCUCAAUAUUUUACAUUUUCAAGAGCUAGUACUUAUCAAGGUGCCGACUUAAAGAUUAUUUUCGCACGUGGAGCCCAUGGAGAUAACAGCCCCUUUGAUGGGCCUGGUGGAGUAUUGGCUCAUGCUUUUGCCCCUACGGAUGGAAGGUUCCACUAUGAUGCGGAUGAGCGUUGGGUGGUUGGAGCAGUCCCAACUGCUUAUGAUGUGGAGACUUUGGCUUUACAUGAAAUUGGACACCUGCUUGGACUUGGUCAUAGCCAAUUCUCAAAUGCAAUAAUGUGGGCUACCUUUAGCCCCGGAGUAACAAAAGGAUUGAAUUCAGACGACAUCCGAGGGAUUCGGGCUCUAUAUGGCAGUUAGCUGGCUCUAAAAGGAAAGACAAAAGGAUAUGUAUAAAGA